AUGGAAACGAGUAAAGGUUCUCCAGAAGUCUUGGCCGCAUUGGAAACCAUCUCGUCGUUUGAACUCUCCACUCCUGAAGAGUUAAAGGAGUUGGAUACGACACUUUCAUCUAAAACCUAUUUUGUUGGGAACGAAUCUUCAGCGGCGGACGUCGCUCUCUAUGUUGCUCUUCACCCUGUCAUCUUAGCUCUCCUGCCCAACGAGAUCUACGCGUACCCUUCGAUCCUCCGAUACGUUGACCAUAUUCAGCAGAUUCCGUCCAUUCAUAGAGCAUCCAUUUUCCCCUUACUAAAGUUCGAUCUUGAAAAUGCGCCUAAACCUACUCGUGUUGUCGAACCGCGAAAGGAGAAGAAGAAGGGGAAGGAACCCCAACCUAUUACAGCAAGUGUUCCUCCCGCACCAACGCCACCGGCGGCGGAGGGUACUACAUCUGCUUCUCCUCAACCCGUCUCUGCAGGGAAAAAAGAGAAAAAGAAGACUGCACCCGGAGGAGCUCAGAAUCCUCCCGCAGGUAAGAAAGAGAAAGUGCCCCCUCAGCCUGCUGCCGGAAGCGAUGCAGGAGAGCCAGUGCCUUCGAUGAUCGACUUGAGAGUAGGAAAAAUUGUACAAGUCGAAAGACAUCCUGAUGCCGAUGGGUUAUACGUCGAACAAAUUGAUAUCGGAGAAGAGGCACCGAGAACCGUAGUCUCCGGGCUUGUUCAUUACAUCCCAAUCGAGCAAAUGCGAGAUCGGACCAUCAUCGUCGUGGCUAAUCUCAAGCCUGCAAACAUGCGAGGAAUCAAAAGCUUCGCGAUGGUACUAUGUGCUUCUUCGAAGGGAGGAAAAGAGGGAGGCAUUGAAUUUGUGGAGCCACCACCUGGGUCGAAGCCCGGUGAGCGAGUGUACUUUGAAGGAGAGAAAUACGAAGAUGCCCUUCCAGUGUCACAGAUGAAUCCCAAGAAAAAGAUAUUUGAGACAAUUCAGCCUGGCUUCGUAACGCUAGAAGAUCGGACAGCAGCAUGGAUCGAUCCAGUGACAAAGUCUGUUCAUAAAAUACGAACCAAAGGGGGAUACUGUGCGCCGAAGACGCUAAUUGGAGCGAGUCUGUCAUAA
This is a messenger RNA of Cantharellus anzutake, 1092 nucleotides long. RefSeq lists its product as uncharacterized. The transcript has 9 exons. NCBI's taxonomy places the organism in Eukaryota, Fungi, Basidiomycota, Agaricomycetes, Cantharellales, Hydnaceae. Bases 1 to 1092 code for a protein of 363 amino acids. Gene Ontology annotation, molecular function: tRNA binding. The record is from RefSeq and is a predicted model, not a curated record. Gene Ontology annotation, cellular component: methionyl glutamyl tRNA synthetase complex.